Molecule: messenger RNA, 3977 nt
Organism: Herpailurus yagouaroundi (jaguarundi)
Lineage: Eukaryota; Metazoa; Chordata; Mammalia; Carnivora; Felidae
Gene: SPATA2
Product: spermatogenesis associated 2
Exons: 3
Coding region: 291-1853 (520 amino acids)
Biological process (GO): protein linear deubiquitination; regulation of tumor necrosis factor-mediated signaling pathway; protein K63-linked deubiquitination
Cellular component (GO): cytoplasm
Source: RefSeq, a predicted model, not a curated record
ACUGGCUUCGGCCCCUUGCAGCCGGCCGGAGCGGCGAGAGCCCAGCGGGGCCCGGCUCCGGCGGCGGCCGCGGCUCCUUCUGGAUACCCUCGGCCGGGGCGUCCUUGGCGGCAGUGCCGGCCACGAGCUGGUACGUGGACCCGUUCGAGGAAUGAUGUGCUUCUUGUUCUUCCCCUUCCAGAGCAUGCCCCUAGUCCAGGUGGGCAACAUGUCAGUGCUUUUAGCGAUGUCACUGCCUCGAACCCAGAAGCCAUGGAGGAGAUAAGGUAGCCCCCCCGUCCCUGGAUCGGAUGGGGAAGCCCAGUUCAAUGGAUACAAAAUACAAGGAUGAUUUAUUUCGGAAGUACGUGCAGUUCCACGAGGGCAAAGUGGAUGCCACCCCCAGCAAGCAGCGGCCUGGCAACGAUGAGUACCUGCGGGUCGCAGCCUCGACCCUGCUCAGCCUGCACAAGGUGGAUCCCUUUUAUCGAUUCCGGCUGAUCCAGUUCUAUGAGGUGGUGGAGAGCUCCCUGCGCUCGCUGAGCUCCUCCAGCCUGCGGGCUUUGGCCUGCGCCUUCAGUGUGCUGGAAACGGUCGGUGUCAACCUCUUCCUCUACCCGUGGAAGAAGGAAUUCAGAAGCAUCAAGACCUACACGGGCCCCUUCGUUUAUUAUGUCAAGUCGUCGUUGCUGGAAGAGGACAUCCGAGCCAUUCUGCAUUACAUGGGCUACGUGCCCGAGUUAGGGACUGCGUACAAACUCAAAGAGCUUGUGGAGACCCUCCAGGUGAAGAUGGUCUCCUUUGAGCUCUUUCUGGCCAAGGUGGAGUGUGAGCAGAUGCUGGAAAUCCACUCACAAGUCAAGGACAAGGGCUACUCCGAGCUAGACGUGGUGAGCGAGCGCAAGAGCAGCGCGGAGGACGUGCGGGGCUGCUCGGAGGCCCUGCGGCGCCGGGCUGAGGGCCGGGAGCACCUGACGGCCUCCAUGGCCCGCGUGGCGCUGCAGAAGUCAGCCAGCGAGCGGGCGGCCAAGGACUACUACAAGCCACGGGUGACCAAGCCCUCGAGGUCGGUGGACGCCUAUGACAGCUACUGGGAGAGCCGGAAGCCGCCCCUGAAGGCCUCGCUGAGCCUGCGGAAGGAGCCGGUGGCCGCAGACCUGGGCGAUGGCCUCAAGGACGAGAUCAUCCGCCCGUCCCCCUCGCUCCUGGCCAUGUCCAGCUCCGCCCACGGAAGCCCGGAUGACCUGCCGCCCCCCUCGCCGAACAACGGUCUGGGCCCGCUGCGUGGCACGUACUUCUCCGCUCAGGAUGACGUGGAUCUGUACACGGACUCGGAGCCGAGGGCCGCGUCCCGGAGGCAGGACGCCCUGCGGCCGGACGUGUGGCUGCUCAGAAAUGAUGCCCACGCCCCCUACCACAAGCGCUCGCCCCCCGCCAAAGAGUCCGCCCUGUCCAAGUGCCAAAACUGCGGUCUGUCCUGCAGCUCCUCCCUCUGCCAGCGCUGCGACGGCCUGCUUGCCGGUCCCCCGGCCCCCAGGCCCGGCGCCUUCCCCAGCAAGGCCUCUGCCCACGACAGCCUGGCCCACGGGUCGUCUCUGCGGGACAAGUACGCGGGCCAGACUCAGGGCCUCGACCGGCUGCCGCACCUCCACCCAAAACCCAAGCCCUCGGCCACAGCCACCUCCCGCUGUGGCUUCUGUAACCGCCCGGGUGCCGCCAACACCUGCACCCAGUGUUCAAAAGUCUCCUGCGACACCUGUCUCGGCGCCUACCAUUAUGACCCCUGCUGCAAAAAGAGUGAGCUGCACAAGUUCAUGCCCAACAACCAGCUGAACUACAAGUCCACCCAGCUCUCCCAUCUCGUGUACAGAUAGACUCGACCUUGCACCCCCCUGCUCCAAGGGCUACACCACGGACUUUCUGGGUUCCCCCAGGGAAGAAGUGUUCACGUAUUGAUCUCGGAAGCAGAGGCCUGCAUUUGACCGUGUAGGUGUCAGGGGAUCGUGGGGUCGCCCGCACCACGUGCGUUCACCUGGCGACCCAGAUAUUUCCUUUGAUGGCUGCUUUGUCACCUGACAAGGGAGAGGGUGGCACUUCCGUUCAGAUUCAUUUUUGCUAAUCUCUCCACUCCCUAUUCCAUUGUUUGUUUUUGAAGAUUUCUGUCUCUGAGACUCUUGCCACACCCACCCCUCCCACUGCAAAGCCAACUUGGACUGGGAAGGGCCCUCCAGGUCCCCUCCAAACGCCCACCUGGAGCGCCGAGCUAGAGGCCUGUUGGCUUGUGAAAUGAGCCCUCCUGCCACACCGGGCCUCUUCCAGUGGCUCAUCCCUUGGCCACCCCCUUCCCGGACACAAGGAUCCCCUCCUGGACUCCCCGCCCCUGACUUCCACCCGUCUGGGUUUCAAAGGUGGACUGAGUCCGGUAUUCACCGAACGGCCUCCUGUUGCCACCACAGCUCAAUUCAGCCCGUGGCGUUUGUGCACUUUGCUCCGACGCACUGAAGCGUGGACCGUCCACGGCAGGAUGGACUUCUCCCCCUUUCUGUUGUUUGCACAUGCCCCUCUUACUGUACUGUAAAUAGAUAUUUUUGAGAUUUAUUUUUAAAUAAAUAUUCAACUUGCCGUGUGUUUCACAGUGGUUAAAACAUUGAUCAUGUAGCUAUUUAUACAAAUGGCCUGGGUUCUUUAGUCUUCCAAGGGAGGGUCUCCUCCCCUUCCGUGUUGUAUCCUACACACACCACAGCCCAAGGGUAGAGCAGAGAGUGUGGGGGCAGAGGAGGAACAGACGAUGUCCCAGAAUUGGUGGCGAGCCACUGUCUUCCCUCCAAUAAAUCUCUAUUUACCUACCUCCAGCAUACACUUAGGGGGCUAGUGCGGGCCGGGAGUUCUGUGCACCUGCGGACUGUGAUACCCUAGUGACCCUUCAGGAACCUCACCCUGCGGACCUACAGCCUGGUCUUUGCCAUUUGCCGCGUGUGAACCUGCACUCCGAACUUCUUGAGUCUCCUUUGAGAAGGAACGUCAUUUGGGAUCUCCCCGCCCCUCCAUCUCAGCCUUCUUCACCUGUUUCCAGGACUCCUCUGCCACGUCAGUGAUCUUUUUGCACUAAAAGUGGGCCCGAGUCAGCGUGUGCCCAUCAGACGGACGUCUCCUGAGAUGCUCAGCUGAGCCUAAGCGCUUCCAAACCUGAAGGCCCCUUAAACUCCUCCUGUGAAUGACCCCUGGAUGUUGCUUUUGGGGUGCAGAGCAGGAAUGGGGCAAGAGUUUGAAACUAAAAACCGCUUCCUUGUGAACUAACAUUUUAGCCAUACGUGUUUGUGAUGUACAGAAUAUAGGAAUUUACGUGCAGUGGGUUUUCUGAUAGAAAGGAGGUGUUCGGCUCUCGAACACAUUUAGCUCUGGCUGAAUCCUGAGGCCACUGUGAAUUUGCUGAUGUUCUUCCAAUGCAGUGGAGUGAUUUUAAGGUUUUCCAAAUCUUCUGUGGCUCUUUUUUAUAUAUCUAGUAGAGCACAUGUAGAUACUCAAUGUGUAUAUACAGCUGAGUUUCAACACCUUUAUUACUAAGACCAGCCCAUUCUGGGGUCAUCAUCUUUGAUGUUCUUCCUUCCCACGUUUCAGAAGUGUCGAUGCCUGUUUUACUCCUGAGAGCUCUAGUUUUCUAGUUUUCUGUUCCCAAGAUCGCUCCAGCACUACAGGAACUUUUAAGCAACUGUGAGGCCAGGUAGCUUCUACUGGUGGGCAGGAGCAGGAGUGUCCACCUCGUCCUGGGAGAGAAAGUCCGGCACACAUGUCAUCAUGGAGAUACCGUGUUUAUAGACUGGAAUAGGAGAUCUCUGACCGUGUCCUUGGCGUGUACCUUACUGUAUGAGGUUGCUGUGAUUGAGAUGGGUAAAUACAUGCUAAUUUAAAAAGACAGAUGUUUUGCGAUUGAUUUCUAUCAAGAGUUGAAAUGUUGAGAGAUGACUCAAAAAAAUAAUAAAGUGUCUUCCAUUAUUAAA